AUGUCUUCUCCUAUCGACUCCAUCACCUUCGUGUUCAACGAGAACCCUUUCUUCGAGAACAAGUCAUUGUCGAAGACCUACCACUUCAGCGAGGUUAAUGAUAUGCUUCGUCAUGAGAUAACGUCUAUCGACAGCGACACUGUGGCGUGGAAAGCUGGCAAGGACCUCACGUUGAAGUCUGUGGUUAAGAAGAAUAAGAAGACUGGUGCUACUAAGACUGUCCAGAAGGAGAGGGAGUCUUUCUUCAGAUUUUUCACUCCUCUUGGACCUGAUCAUCCCAUCCCUGAAAUCUACUUAGAUUUGGACUCUGAUUCCGAGUCCGAUGAUGACGAGGCUGAUAAGGAGCGUCUGCAGUUCUUCAUGAGCGCCGAUUUCGAGAAGGCUGAUGACUUGAAGGAGAAUAUUGUUCCUCGUGCCUUCAAGUAA
Perkinsus marinus ATCC 50983 is the source of this 426-nucleotide messenger RNA. RefSeq names its product protein SET, putative. The transcript has 3 exons. Gene Ontology annotation, biological process: nucleosome assembly. The record is from RefSeq and is a predicted model, not a curated record. Bases 1 to 426 code for a protein of 141 amino acids. Lineage: Eukaryota; Perkinsozoa; Perkinsida; Perkinsidae. Gene Ontology annotation, cellular component: nucleus.